Puma concolor (puma) is the source of this 2964-nucleotide messenger RNA. The record is from RefSeq and is a predicted model, not a curated record. NCBI's taxonomy places the organism in Eukaryota, Metazoa, Chordata, Mammalia, Carnivora, Felidae.
AUGGCAACAGAAGAGAGGCCGCCAGGCCAGCAGCAGGAGGCAGAUGCAGGGAUUGCAAGCGCUCAGUUUGGAACCGUGGAAAGUUUGGAACACAUACUUUGCUCCCUCUUUGCAACUGUGGGAACUUCCCUCCCGCACACGCGGUGCCUGCAGCUCCGAACUCCAAGCACCGCUGCCCGGCGGCGGUCGCCAGCGCUUCCCGGGCAGGCGAACCUCCGUAUCCAACCCGCGCACGGCAGCAUCCCCGGGCCCGCCGGGGACAAAGCGCCCUGUCUUGCCGGCGGGGCCCGUGGCUUGAGCGCUCGUCGACUCUCUGGGCUGCGGGCACUGGGGAUGCUAUCGGCCCAAGGAAGCUUUACGGCGCUCCCCGGACCCUCCAGUAAGCCCAGUUCCCUGGGGGGUGCCGGGGUGCGCGGAGCCCCCUGCUCCUGUCCACCGCCCUUGACUCUAUGUUGUCGCUUCCCUGAGCUAGUGACUUCCCGCUCCCAGGGGCACAAAGCUCGGCGUGUGGUGUUUGGGGGAAAGGCUGGACGAUGGCCUCAUCUCCCCAGCUCUCCCAGGCACGCAGCCCCUUGGGUUCGGUCAGUGAGCGGGGUGCAGAAGCAGCUCCGGAGGUUCGGCCUGCCCCCAGCCAGGACCCCGGGCCCUCUCUGGGGUCGGGAGCAGGGAGGCGGUCGCCGGCGACUUCUGGGGUUUCGCUCAUCAAAGUGGGGCUCCGAAGGGGGCGACGAGAGCUUCCCAGCGCACCGCGCCGUGCUGGCUGCUUGCAGCGAGUACUUUGAGUCGGUGUUCAGCGCCCAGUUGGGCGACGGCGGAGCUGCAGACGGGGGUCCCGCUGACGUGGGGGGCGCAGCGGCGGCUCCAGGCGGCGGGGCUGGGGGCAGCCGGGAGCUGGAGAUGCACACCAUCAGCUCCAAGGUGUUUGGGGACAUCCUGGACUUCGCCUACACUUCCCGCAUCGUGGUUCGCCUGGAGAGCUUCCCCGAGCUCAUGACGGCUGCCAAGUUCCUACUGAUGAGGUCGGUCAUUGAGAUCUGCCAGGAAGUCAUCAAACAGUCUAAUGUGCAGAUCCUGGUGCCCCCUGCCCGGGCAGACAUCAUGCUCUUUCGGCCCCCUGGGACCUCGGACUUGGGCUUCCCUUUGGACAUGACCAAUGGGGCAGCCUUGGCAGCCAACAGCAAUGGCAUCGCAGGUAGCAUGCAGCCCGAGGAGGAGGCAGCCCGGGCUGCUGGUGCAGCCAUUGCCAGCCAAGCCUCUCUGCCUGUGUUACCUGGGGUGGACCGCUUGCCCAUGGUGGCUGGACCCCUGUCCCCCCAACUGCUGACUUCCCCAUUCCCCAAUGUGGCAUCCAGUGCCCCUCCCCUGACUGGCAAGCGAGGCCGGGGCCGCCCAAGGAAGGCCAACUUGCUGGACUCAAUGUUUGGGUCCCCAGGGGGCCUGAGGGAGGCAGGCAUCCUUCCAUGUGGCCUGUGUGGGAAGGUGUUCACUGAUGCCAACCGGCUCCGGCAGCAUGAGGCCCAGCAUGGUGUCACCAGCCUCCAGCUGGGCUAUAUCGACCUUCCUCCUCCGAGGCUGGGUGAGAAUGGGCUACCCAUCUCUGAGGACCCCGAUGGCCCCCGAAAGAGGAGCCGGACCAGGAAGCAGGUGGCAUGUGAGAUCUGCGGCAAGAUCUUCCGAGACGUGUACCAUCUCAAUCGGCACAAGCUUUCUCACUCGGGGGAGAAGCCCUAUUCCUGUCCAGUGUGUGGGCUGCGGUUCAAGAGAAAAGAUCGUAUGUCCUACCACGUGCGGUCCCACGAUGGGUCGGUGGGCAAGCCCUACAUCUGCCAGAGCUGUGGGAAAGGCUUCUCCAGCUCCUUGAAUGGUGGGUCACAUUGUGCAAGUGUCAUCCUGGGGACACUGGCUCCCCAUUGGGCCUGCUUCUGGUUCCCAGCAGUUUGCAGGGGCUACCAUGGCGAGGGCAGGGUGUGGGUUGGGAGCAGCAGCGGCCUGCCGCCCCUGGAAUCUCUUCCUAGCGACCUGCCAUCAUGGGACUUUGCCCAGCCUGCUUUGUGGAGGUCGUCCCAUUCGGUUCCUGACACCGCCUUUUCCCUUUCUCUAAAAAAAUCAUUCCCAGCCCUUGAAAACCUGGGCCCAGCACACUCCAGCAGCGCUCUCUUCUGCCCAGCCCCGCCAGGAUAUCUGAGGCAGGGCUGGACUGCCUCAGAGGGCAGCCGGGCCUUUACUCAGUGGCCUACCUGCAAUGCUUCUUUUGCCACUCGAGACCGUCUGCGCUCCCACCUGGCUUGUCAUGAAGACAAGGUGCCUUGUCAGGUGUGUGGGAAGUACUUGCGGGCAGCGUACAUGGCAGACCACCUGAAGAAGCACAGUGAGGGGCCCAGCAACUUCUGCAGUAUUUGUAAUCGAGGUUUCUCCUCUGCCUCCUACUUAAAGGUCCAUGUUAAAACCCACCACGGUGUUCCCCUUCCCCAGGUCUCCAGGCACCAGGAGCCCAUCCCGAAUGGGGGAGCAGCGUUCCACUGCGCCAGGACCUAUGGCAACAAAGAAGGCCAGAAAUGCUCACAUCAGGAUCCGAUUGAGAGCUCUGACUCCUACGGUGACCUCUCGGACGCCAGUGACCUGAAGACGCCUGAGAAACAGAGCACCAAUGGCUCCUUCUCCUGCGACAUGGCAGUCCCCAAAAACAAAAUGGAGUCUGACGGGGAGAAGAAGUACCCCUGCCCUGAAUGCGGGAGCUUCUUCCGCUCCAAGUCCUACUUGAACAAACACAUCCAGAAGGUGCAUGUCCGGGCGCUUGGGGGCCCCCUGGGGGACCUGGGCCCUGCCCUCGGCUCACCUUUUUCUCCCCAGCAGAACAUGUCUCUCCUCGAGUCCUUUGGGUUUCAGAUUGUUCAGUCAGCGUUUGCAUCAUCUUUAGUAGAUCCUGAGGUUGACCAGCAGCCCAUGGGGCCUGAGGGGAAGUGA